AUGUCAGCUUCCUCCAUUAAUCGAUCUUUGGCCACGGUCAAAACAGAGCUCGAGUUCCUACAGGAGUCCGAUGUGAUCUCACAAGAGGCGUUCCGCGACAUAAUGGCAGCCUUGCCAGAACGGUACAGUGCACCUGCACCAGCAGAAGUCCGGAGAGAAACACCUUCCGCGACGCACAACGAGUUUGUCGAGGCCGUCUACGCAUUCCAAGCACAGCAAGACGGCGAUUUGGACUUCCGUGCGGGCGACAAGAUAGAGGUGCUCGAAAAACCAUCUCCAGAGUGGUUUAGAGGCAAAUGCAACGGAAGAGUAGGGAUGUUCCCCUCUAACUACGUCAAACCGGCGUUUUCCGGAUCUGGUGGUCAAGAAACAGAACGUAUGAGCAUGCUGCCUCCUGCUCCACCUCAAUAUCAGUCCCAGCAACAACUCCAACUUCAGCCACAGCAGACAAAUACAAGUGCGCAAUCCAAUUACUCGCAACCACCCUUUCCGCCACCUUCCACCAAUUACUAUCAAAACCCGCCCCAGCAGCAGGCGUACUAUCAAUCGCCUCCUCCUCAACAACAGCAGCCAAUGCCCGUGCAGGAGCAGCAGCAGCAGCAGCAGCAUCAUAUGGGGGGGCAAGCCUUCAAGAAAUUCGGUAGCAAGCUAGGAAAUGCGGCUAUCUUUGGUGCCGGUGCUACCAUUGGUUCAGACAUUGUUAACGGCAUUUUUUAA
Molecule: messenger RNA, 717 nt
Organism: Lachancea sp. 'fantastica'
Lineage: Eukaryota; Fungi; Ascomycota; Saccharomycetes; Saccharomycetales; Saccharomycetaceae
Source: the annotation of a GenBank genome assembly